AUGUACAAAGCUCUACUAGCUUUAUUGAUACUUUGUUCGAUAUGUUGGAUAAUUCAACUACUACCUGUAAUAUCAGUUCCAGUAACUUCACCUGAAAGUAAUAUAUAUUUAUCAAAUUUUCAGAAUUAUACAUUCGGAGUAUUUGGAAUUUGUGAUACAAGAAAUGGGCUUUGUAGUCCACAAAGGAUAGGUUAUCCUCCAACAAAUAGUACAUUCUAUGGAUUUAUUGAAGAAGGGGAUACAGGAGCUGUUAUAUUACCAUCAGACGUCAGGUAUACAAUAUCAAAAUUGUUGGUAGUACAUGUUGUUGCAUUUUGUUUAUCAAGUUUAUUAAUACUAGUUAUACUUUAUUUAUUUGGUCUAGAAAGUCUUGAUAGAUACAAAUUCAACAAGAUCAGAAAACAACACAAAGUAGAUAACGGAUCUGAUCAAUUGAGAAAUGAAAGAGAGGAAGAAGAAAACGGACAUGACGUAACAAACGAUACUGGUGAAAAUGAACCAGCUGAAUUAAAAAGAGAUAAACGAGAUUUGACAUCAUACUUGAAUAUCAUGUUGAUUUUAACAUUUUUCUCAGUGUUGACAAACUUAUUAGCAUUCUUGGCAGACAUUCUUUUGUUUAUUCCAAAUUUGAGUUAUUUAGGCUGGAUACAAUUAAUACCAAUAAUAACAAUGGCUCUAAUUACAUCAAUGCUUUGCUUUAUCAAAAGAUCCAUAUCAAGUAGGAAAUUUUUUGAAAGUUAUGAUCAUCAAUAUGCUAACGACGAUAUAAAAACACUUCGAAAUCGAGCUAUUGAUCAUUCUUGGAAUGAUUCAUCUAGUGAUGAUGGAUUUUAUGUAUAUACAGAUGGAUUUUAUACAAGAAAUGAAGGCGAGCAAGAAGAAAGAGAUAGAAAUUUCUCAACAAAUUCUCUAAGUACAGGAGCUCGACGAAAUAGUAGAAGGACGUUAGAUGAAACACUAUCAGUAAAUUCACAAAGAGAGUCAAUAGAAAUGGACGAAUUGGGUAGGAACAUUUAG
Messenger RNA from Lodderomyces jiufengensis, 1017 nucleotides. RefSeq names its product Rim9p (gene RIM9). The transcript has a single exon. Lineage: Eukaryota; Fungi; Ascomycota; Pichiomycetes; Serinales; Debaryomycetaceae. The coding region runs from base 1 to 1017 and encodes 338 amino acids. Gene Ontology annotation, cellular component: cell division site; growing cell tip; plasma membrane. The record is from RefSeq and is a predicted model, not a curated record.